GGGAUGGGGAGAGGAGAAAGAAACACGCCCACACGUUUGAGAAUAAAAUUAUUUUAAAAAAAAAACCCCAGCAGCCAUCUGCCGACGACGUGCAGUGUAAAAAUGAGUCCCGAGCAGCCCCCGUGAUGGUUUGAUUUGCCCCAUCGCCAACGUGACAGACGGUCGGUCCCCCUUUUGGACGAGCCCGAGCCCACCGACUCCCCGCGCGCGUGCGUGCGCGCGCCGCGCGCGCACGCGGAAUUUUCGGAUGGGCUGCUUUGAGCCAAUUGCGAAUAUGCCAGCGGUCCAGGAUAUACGCGGAUUGGCCCAGAUACCCUCGAAUGAUCGGCUCGGAAUUUGUAGUGAAUGAGUGGGUGAAUAAACCCGUGGACACGUUAAGGGGGGGGGGAAGAGGAUGGAUUCGGUGUUGACUGUUUCCCCAAAAAAAAAUUUUUUCCCCCUAAUUAAUUAAUAAAUAAAUAAAAGGAUAUUCGUGGCGCGUGAGCCGAAGUGCGCCCAUGGUGCCAACGAGAUCGCAGGAAGGCGAUAAAAUCUGGAUGCGACUGACUGGUCGCCGGUGUGCUGGUGGUCCCGGGUCAGAGUCAGCCGUGUCUACGAGGAUGGGUGGCGGGGGCAAGCUGACCGAGACUGCAGAGCCAGACAGAGGUAGUAAUGCCUACACCUGGGAGGACGUGCAGAAACACUGCCACAGGGACGACCAGUGGCUUGUCAUCAAUCGGAAAGUGUACAAUGUCACCCAGUGGGCAAAGAGGCACCCGGGUGGGAUAAGGGUGAUCAGCCACUAUGCUGGAGAGGAUGCCACGGAGGCAUUUGCUGCUUUUCAUCCCGAUCUCAAGUUUGUGCGAAAGUUUCUGAAGCCUCUGCUGAUUGGCGAGCUCGCAGCAACGGAACCGAGCCAGGACCGAAACAAGAAGGCCACGGUUGUGAAGGACUUCGAUACUCUGCGUGCACACGCAGAGCGAGAGGGCAUGUUUCGAGCUCAGCCCGUGUUCUUCUGCCUUCAGCUGGGCCACAUUCUGCUGCUGGAGGCCCUGGCCUUGCUGAUCGUCUGGGCCUUGGGGACUAGCUGGACCUUGACAUUGCUCUGCUCUGUCAUUUUGGCCGUUGCUCAGUCCCAGGCCGGUUGGCUGCAGCAUGAUUUCGGCCACCUCUCUGUCUUCAAGAAGUCUCGCUGGAAUCACAUCCUGCACAAGUUCGUCAUCGGUCAUUUAAAGGGUGCCUCUGCGAACUGGUGGAACCACCGACACUUCCAGCACCACGCUAAGCCCAAUGUCUUCAGCAAGGACCCCGAUGUCAACAUGCUACACGUCUUUGUGGUGGGAGACUCUCAGCCAGUGGAGUACGGCAUCAAAAAGAUCAAGUACAUGCCCUACCACCACCAGCACCGAUACUUCUUUCUUAUUGGACCACCAUUGCUCAUCCCGGUGUACUUCCACAUCCAGAUACUGCGCACCAUGUUUUCACGUCGGGACUGGGUGGACCUGGCGUGGUCCAUGUCCUACUACCUUCGCUACUUCUGCUGUUUUGCCCCCUACUACGGCCUCCUUGGCUCGGUUGCGCUCAUCAGCUUUGUCAGGUUUCUGGAGAGCCACUGGUUCGUGUGGGUGACACAGAUGAACCAUUUACCCAUGGAUAUCGACCAUGAGAAACACCAGGAUUGGCUCACCAUGCAGUUAAACGCCACCUGUAAUAUCGAGCAGUCAAGCUUCAACGACUGGUUCAGCGGACAUCUCAACUUUCAGAUUGAACACCAUCUGUUUCCCACAAUGCCUCGUCAUAACUACCGCCAAGUGGCACCACUGGUCCACGCUUUGUGCGAGAAACAUGGGAUCCCUUACCAGGUGAAGACAUUACGGCAAGGUCUCACUGAUGUCGUCAGGUCGCUGAAAAACUCGGGGGACUUAUGGCUCGACGCAUAUCUCCAUAAAUGACAAGUCUCCUAUAAAUGGCUGCCUGUGCUGUACCAAAAAGAGCAAUUUUACUCCCAUGCACUGCAUCAUCGAUAACUUCUACUUGUGUGGUUUUGUGUUACAGCUUAGUGUGAGAACGUAAUAGGUGUUGUAGUCUGGUUUCCUCUGAUGUGCAAGAAUUUUCACCAGGAGCAGGCGGGCCAGACCCACCUUACCAUAUUUUGUGCUGGUUUGGUAAACGUAAUGAGACCGUAUGAACGGAUGGCAGCAUAUUCCGAGAUGAUUUGAUCAAGAUACUCAUCUCAGCGAAUCAGAAAUGGGCUUCUUCAUCCGUGGCUUAUCUAGCUCACUCUUCCCCUUUUCAACCAGCUCUUCUGUCUUCUCUAUACGGCGAUACAGAAACCAGUUUGAUUGAUUUGUUGUACUGUUUGGAAUAUUAAUAAAGCGAGAGAAUCAUCCGAG
Molecule: messenger RNA, 2372 nt
Organism: Lampris incognitus (smalleye Pacific opah)
Lineage: Eukaryota; Metazoa; Chordata; Actinopteri; Lampriformes; Lampridae
Gene: fads2
Product: fatty acid desaturase 2
Exons: 13
Coding region: 498-1931 (477 amino acids)
Biological process (GO): lipid metabolic process
Cellular component (GO): membrane
Molecular function (GO): oxidoreductase activity, acting on paired donors, with oxidation of a pair of donors resulting in the reduction of molecular oxygen to two molecules of water
Source: RefSeq, a predicted model, not a curated record